AUGCCGUCCGACUACCUGAACUUCCCGAAUAAAGUCGUUAUCGCGGGCCGCACCAAGUCCAACCUCGCAUCCACAACCGAGAAAAUCGGUGCAGCGGCCUGCUACGUCCUGGGUACCAGCGCGACCUCGACACUCUCCUCGUUGACCCAGAUGAUCACCACAGAACACCCCGAAGCCGACUGCCUGGUCAACAACGCGGGCGUACAGCGGCCGCUGCAGGUGCUCACACACGACGCAGCCGACUUUGUUGAGCCGCACCGUGCCGUCAUCAACGUGUCGAGCGUGCUUGGCUUCGUUCCAAUCAGCAUCAUCAACCCACCAUCGAUAAACUUGCGCACACAAUUGAGGGACGGGAAGAUCAAGGUCGUCGGGAUUGCGCCGCCAAAGGUUGCGACGGCCCUGCACCGUGAGCGAGACGAUCCGGAUGAUACCAAGAAGAACAAGGAUCCAAAUGCGCUGAGCGUCGAGCAGUCCAUGGAAGAAGUCGCCUGGAAGCCGGAGAGGGGGACGAGACGAUCGGGCUGGGAUAGGAGUUGA
Molecule: messenger RNA, 537 nt
Organism: Diplodia corticola
Lineage: Eukaryota; Fungi; Ascomycota; Dothideomycetes; Botryosphaeriales; Botryosphaeriaceae
Product: short-chain dehydrogenase
Exons: 4
Coding region: 1-537 (178 amino acids)
Source: RefSeq, a predicted model, not a curated record